AAGUUCUUCUGAGGGCGGAUACUCUGCUUCUACAAAAACAACAGUCAGUCCAAAAAGCUCACAGCUCGUCCAGAGACGAUCCAAACAAAGAGGUGAUAAAAUGGGUCUGUUCCAGAGUCAGCCCAAAGAGAGAGAGGGGGGCGAGGUACGGAGGCCAGAAGUGCAUGUGGAUCCGCACAUUCAGACAGUCAUGCUGGAACGCCGACUGGCUGCACUGGGACGGCUGGAGGAACAUUUGCGGUUGAACGGAUACGCAUUAGAAGGCAACAGGAGCCUGACUCAGAAGAGAUACGACCCUCAAGACCCAACACUGAAGUUUGUGGAGACAGAGGAUGAGUUAGAUUUUUUGUGUGAAGGCUUCAGGUCUCGUAGAGCUCUGAUGUCCUGUGGUCACGCUGUUACUCCCACGUCUCUGACCAACUGGUGUUUUAAGCAACUGGAUGACGGUAAGAGCAGGUUUAUGUGUGGACAAACUGGCUGUAACGUAGAAUGGUCUUAUGAGGAGGUUUGUAAAAUGGCUCUACUGACCCCUGAAGAAAAGAAGCUCUUUGAAAAAGCCAUGAGCUCCAACGCUGCCAGAGCCAACACCAGACCAUGUCCUGGAUGUGAAUCUCCUGUGGUCAGAACCGACCUGUUUAAUCUCAGAGUUCACUGCUCAGUUUGCUCAGUGAACAGAAGUGGGAGCUAUGACUUCUGCUGGCAGUGUCUGAGGGAGUGGAAGGGUCCUGAUCCACGUUCAGACCGCUGCGACAACGAUGGCUGCUGCAACCAGUCAGUAGAAACACUGCAGACCUGCCCGGAAAUGCUGCUCAGGUCUGUGAAGUGUCCGUCCAUCAGAGCGUGUCCCACCUGUGGCAUCCUGCAGCAGCUGGACAACAGAACCUGUAAAAUUGUUCACUGUCCUCGUUGUAAGAAACAUUUUUGUUUUGUGUGUCUCAAAGUGGCAAGUUACCAUCCGUGCAGUGUUGCUGCUCCUCGACAGACGUCUGUGCCCGUUUGGCAGAAGAAAUAAUAAAUGUCGAGUACAGCAGACUUUGGUUUCUUCUGAUUUGUAAAAUAACAUCAUGUCAUGUUUAUAGAAAUGUUUGUAAAACAUGAUUGUAGAUUAUAAUGAUAUGAGUGAUUGUUCAUCAAUUUGCUACCUUAUGUAAUCAUCAUUAUUUAGUAUGACAUUUAUGAAUCUACAUUAGCUUCAUUAAUUCAUACAAAUGAACUUCGGCUUCCAUUAAAAGUCUUUAACCCUUA
Messenger RNA from Betta splendens (Siamese fighting fish), 1245 nucleotides. RefSeq lists its product as uncharacterized. The record is from RefSeq and is a predicted model, not a curated record. The transcript has 6 exons. NCBI's taxonomy places the organism in Eukaryota, Metazoa, Chordata, Actinopteri, Anabantiformes, Osphronemidae. The coding region runs from base 101 to 1012 and encodes 303 amino acids.